This is a messenger RNA of Ochotona princeps (American pika), 6404 nucleotides long. It is a transcript of the gene RAPGEF6, whose product is annotated as Rap guanine nucleotide exchange factor 6. Gene Ontology annotation, molecular function: guanyl-nucleotide exchange factor activity; protein binding. Bases 1005 to 5381 code for a protein of 1458 amino acids. Lineage: Eukaryota; Metazoa; Chordata; Mammalia; Lagomorpha; Ochotonidae. Gene Ontology annotation, biological process: small GTPase-mediated signal transduction; positive regulation of ERK1 and ERK2 cascade. The record is from RefSeq and is a predicted model, not a curated record. The transcript has 23 exons.
UCAAUUGAUCUAAUGCAGUUUCUGAAGGCUUUCUGUACAGGUGAUGUCAUCCUUUUAGCUCUAUUCUCCUCCCACUCUCUUUCCUCCUUAUUAGAUAUUUCAUCUUACUGCAGAGCAUAGAAUCAAUAGGAGCUUCUCCUUAGGGAGCUUCUGUGAAAAGACAAGGACAGUAGGAAUUAAGACACUGACAUAUCGUCUUGCUUUAACAGAAGAUGUAGUGUUUUUGUACCGGAUCAUACAUAAAUUUUUAACUAGAAGAGCCAGACUUAGAUCAACAGUGCUCUUUUCAUGAUGCAUUAGAACAAGAAGCAGUACUGCAGAGCUGUAAACAGUGUGCCUGUGAAGAGAAGAUUAUUUGAAUUUUGGAGGUGUUCAGGCAUUCGACAGGACAAACCUGUUAGAGCAUGGAUCUUCUAAGUACCAUUUGCACAACGGUUUGAGAUUUGGAAAAAAAAAAAAAACCUCUGAUUAAGAAGAUGAUGAAGAUACUUUCAUCUUCAGGAUACAGUGUUAUGAUUUGCUUCUGAUGCAGAAGGAUCAUUGCAGUGCUUGUUCCACAGAAUGAAAUAAAUUGAAGAGGAGACAAAGCUGUAUUACAGCGAGAGGAGCUUUCACGGAGUCCAAGCACAUAGAUUGGAGCAUGUUGCCGUAUUUGCUUUGAUUGAUGGAGUAUUAACUCUUGUGCUACCACUGUGCAUAUCUGUGCCAGGAACCUGAGGACACAUUUACUGUCCAUGUGUUCUAAGCCAGGAAUGUAAACAUUUUAAUUUACUGUGACUUCCUUGUUGAAGUCAACAUUUUAAUGAGGAUUAUCGUUUGUUUUGAACAAUUUGUUAAGCUACUGAAGGUCCGGAUUGUAGUUUUAAAAAGGAUUUCAUAAAGCUGUCUCUAUGUAACAGUGCAAUGGUGGAUGAUCUGUAAAAAGGAACUUGGCAGAAUUUUGUUAAUAUACUGGUUUGUGUGACUCCGAUUUGAAAAGGAAACUACCCUUUCCAGCCUAGGAAAUGGCUUUUCUUGUUCGCUGUUAUGCCAAUUGUCUUCAACCAUGGGCCUCCAAACUUCCAGCUGAUCUUACCAAGAUGCAUCUCACUGACAGCCCUCAUCCCCAGGUGACUCCUGUGUCUUCUAGUCAGUCUGGUUGUAGCAUUGCCAGUGACUCUGGAAGCAGCAGUUUAUCUGAUAUCUAUCAGGCUACAGAAAGUGAGGUAGGAGAUGUAGAUUUAACACGUCUUCCAGAAGGACCUGUUGAUUCUGAGGAUGAAGAAGAGGAAGAUGAAGAGAUUGACCGCACAGAUCCACUACAUGGGCGAGAUGUUGUUCGAGAAUGUCUUGAAAAAGAGCCUGCAGACAAAACCGAUGACGACAUUGAGCAGUUACUAGAGUUCAUGCACCAGCUCCCUGCCUUUGCAAACAUGACCAUGUCUGUGAGGAGAGAGCUCUGUUCAGUGAUGAUUUUCGAAGUGGUAGAGCAGGCUGGAGCUGUUAUUCUUGAAGAUGGCCAAGAGCUUGACUCGUGGUAUGUUAUUUUAAACGGCACUGUAGAAAUCACUCAUCCAGAUGGAAAGGUUGAAAAUCUCUUUCUGGGAAAUAGUUUUGGAGUUACUCCAACUCUGGAUAAACAGUACAUGCACGGAAUUGUGAGGACUAAAGUAGAUGAUUGCCAGUUUGUCUGCAUAGCCCAGCAGGAUUAUUGGAGAAUUCUAAAUCAUGUGGAAAAAAAUACCCAUAAAGUGGAAGAAGAGGGAGAAAUUGUCAUGGUUCAUGAGCACCGGGAGCUGGACCGGAGUGGGACCAGGAAAGGACACAUCGUCAUCAAGGCAACGCCCGAGCGUCUCAUCAUGCAUUUAAUAGAAGAACAUUCCAUUGUGGACCCAACGUAUAUAGAAGAUUUCUUAUUAACAUAUAGGACGUUUCUUGAAAGCCCUUUGGAUGUUGGAAUCAAACUGUUGGAAUGGUUUAAGAUUGACAGCUUGAGGGAUAAGGUGACACGGAUUGUAUUAUUGUGGGUAAAUAAUCAUUUUAAUGAUUUUGAAGGUGAUCCAGCUAUGACUCAUUUUCUAGAGGAGUUUGAAAAACAUCUAGAAGAUACGAAAAUGAAUGGUCAUCUGCGGUUAUUGAAUAUUGCUUGUGCAGCGAAGGCAAAGUGGAGACAAGUUGUGUUGCAGAAGGCUUCCCGCGAGUCCCCUCUGCAUUUUACCCUUAGUGGAGGAAGUGAGAAAGGAUUUGGUGUUUUUGUUGAAGAGGUAGAACCAGGUAGCAAAGCUGCCGAUGCGGGAUUGAAACGUGGUGAUCAAAUAAUGGAAGUAAAUGGACAGAACUUCGAGAAUAUCACGUUUGUGAAGGCCCUUGAAAUUUUGAGGAAUAAUACACAUCUUGCACUUACUGUAAAGACCAACAUUUUUGUGUUCAAAGAGCUACUCAGCAGGGCUGAGCAGGAGAAGUCCGGGAUUCCUCAUAUUCCCAAAAUCGCUGAAAAAAAAAGUAAUCGUCAUUCCAUCCAGGAUGUGCCAGGGGAUAUUGACCAAACAUCACAGGAGAAAGCAAAUAAGAAGGUCAAAGCAAAUACUGUUUCAGGAGGAAGAAACAAAAUCAGGAAAAUUUUGGAUAAAACACGAUUUAGUAUCUUGCCUCCAAAACUGUUCAGUGAUGGAGGCCUGAGCCAGUCACAGGAUGACAGCAUUGUGGGAACAAGGCACUGCAGGCACAGUCUGGCCAUCAUGCCCAUUCCUGGGACCCUCUCCUCCAGCAGUCCUGACCUCCUGCAGCCCACCACGAGCAUGCUGGAUUUUUCCAACCCUUCAGAUAUUCCUGAUCAAGUUAUAAGAGUAUUCAAAGCAGACCAGCAGAGUUGCUACAUUAUCAUCAGUAAAGAUACUACAGCGAAAGAAGUGGUUUGUCAUGCUGUGCAUGAAUUUGGCUUGACUGGCGCAUCUGACACUUACUCCCUGUGUGAAGUUUCUGUUACACCUGAGGGAGUCAUAAAGCAGAGAAGACUUCCAGACCAAUUCUCCAAGUUAGCUGACAGAAUUCAACUGAAUGGAAGGUACUAUUUAAAAAAUAACAUGGAAACAGAAACCCUGUGUUCAGAUGAAGAUGCUCAGGAACUGGUAAAGGAGAGUCAGCUCUCCAUGCUGCAGCUCAGUACCAUUGAGGUUGCCACCCAGCUGUCAAUGAGGGACUUUGAUUUGUUCCGGAACAUUGAGCCUACUGAGUACAUUGAUGAUCUUUUUAAGUUAGAUUCCAAAAUAGGGAAUACUCACUUGAAAGCAUUCGAAGACAUUGUGAACCAAGAAACAUUCUGGGUUGCCUCAGAGAUUUUAACUGAAUCAAAUCAGCUCAAGCGAAUGAAAAUUAUUAAGCAUUUUAUUAAAAUUGCACUUCAUUGUCGGGAGUGUAAAAACUUCAAUUCCAUGUUUGCAAUAAUAAGCGGCUUGAACUUGGCACCUGUAGCACGACUCAGAGGAACUUGGGAAAAGUUACCAAGCAAAUAUGAGAAGCAUCUCCAGGAUCUGCAAGACCUUUUUGAUCCAUCCAGAAACAUGGCAAAAUACAGAAAUAUCCUUAGUAGUCAGAGCAUGCAGCCUCCAAUAAUUCCACUUUUUCCUGUUGUCAAGAAAGAUAUGACGUUUCUACAUGAAGGAAAUGACUCCAAAGUAGAUGGUUUAGUAAACUUUGAAAAACUCAGAAUGAUCGCCAAGGAAAUUCGUCAAGUUAUGCGAAUGACGUCUGCUAAUAUGGACCCGGCUAUGAUGUUUAGACAGAGGUCACUGAGUCAAGGCAGCACAAAUUCAAACAUGCUGGAUAUUCAGGGAAGCGGGCACAAGAAACGAGCACGCCGUAGCUCUCUGCUUAAUGCCAAAAAGCUGUAUGAGGAUGCCCAGAUGGCACGGAAAGUCAAGCAGUAUCUUUCUGGUCUGGAUGUAGAGACAGAUGAGGAGAAGUUCCAGAUGAUGUCCUUGCAGUGGGAGCCUGCGUAUGGUACCUUGACCAAGAAUUUAAGCGAGAAAAGAUCUGCCAAAUCAUCUGAAAUGUCUCCGGGACCUAUGAGGUCAGCUGGCCAGCCAGCUAAAGUGCACUUGCCUCAGCCCCACAGAGCCAGCCAGGUGCUUCAGGUGCCGGCUGUUAACUUGCAUCCCAUCAGGAAGAAGGGACAAACAAAAGACUCCAUGUUGAGUACAAGUUUACCUCAGAAAGUUCUAGGAGUAGCUGAUGAAGCAAGUAGUAGGAAACACCCAGAAGACACGCUGUCUGUGGCCUCAUCCCUACACUCCAGUCCCCCUGCAUCUCCCCAAGGCUCGCCCCGCAAAGGUUACACACUCACUCCAUCAGCUAAAUCUGACAACUUAUCUGACUCCAGCCAUAGUGAGAUUUCUUCACGGUCCAGCAUUGUGAGCAAUUGUUCUGUUGACUCCGUGUCUGCAGCUCUACAGGAUGAACGGUGUUCUUCCCAGGCCCUGGCAGUUCCUGAAUCCACCAGAGCUUUGGAAAAAACAGAGCACCCCUCAGGAAUGGGAGACCAUGGUCAGCUUGGUCCUGGGGGACCACUCCCGAAGCCAUCUCUAAUCAAGGCUCUGGCCGUCUCGGCUUCCGUGAGCAGUGAAGAGAUUUCUCACGAGCAUAUCAUCAUAGAAGCAGCUGACAGUGGUCGAGGCAGUUGGACUUCCUGCUCCUCCAGCUCACAUGACAACUUCCAAAGCCUUCCCAACCCCAAAAGCUGGGAUUUUUUGAACUCUUACCGCCAUACCCAUUUGGAUGACCCUAUUGCUGAAGUUGAAUCUACUGAGUGCGAGUCAUUUUCCUGUCCUAAAAGUUGCUCUAGAACUUGUGAUCCUUGUAAAGGAAGCCUCGAGAGUAAUCAUUCGAGACAGAGCUGGGCCUCCUCCAGCUCUCUGUCUGACACAUUUGAGCCAAACUAUGGGACGGUUAAACGGAGAGUGAUAGAAAGUGCCCCCACUGAGUCGUCUGAAGGCAUGGACCCCAAGGAUGCCACAGACCCACUUUAUAAAACUGUCACUUCAAGUACAGAAAAGGGCUUAAUCGUGUACUGUGUCACUUCACCCAAGAAGGACAGUAGGUAUAGGGAGCCACCUCCAACUCCUCCAGGCUAUAUGGGAAUUUCUUUAGCCGACCUAAAAGAAGGACCCCACCCACACCUAAAGCCUCCAGACUAUAAUGUGGCCGUGCGGCGGUCCAAGAUGAUGCAGAGCGGCCUCUCUCGACCGCCGCCAGCACCUGUCGCUGGCCGCACUGGGGUCUGUAUCCCGGCGAAGACUGUAGCCCAGCCCCAGAGGCAGCAGCCGCAGCCGCCCCCUGCUACCGUAGCAGACUUGACUGAUGCAGAUAGCGAAGCCGACGAAAAUGAACAAGUGUCAGCAGUGUAGCCUUCGGAUGGCUCCAUUGAAGAGCACUGAAAGUCACGGCAGAGGGCUGGCACCUCCUCAUCCCGUGCCCGGGCCGCUGCCAGCCAACAGCUUGAUGCUGCUUCCAGCCCACGCAAAGGUGCACUCCUUGCGCUCCAAGCAGUGAGACAGACCUCAGUCACCUUCCCUUUCCUGUAGUCCCUGUAGACAGUUUCCUCCACCUGGAUGCUGGACCUGGAGACGUUGUGUGCCAGAACUGCCUUGGGACCACAGUUACAGAACAAGUUGGAACUUGGUCAUCCUCGUGUGUAUCACUGUGGAUUUUCCUUUAACAAGUGAUUUUAAAAGCAGUGGUAUUAUUUUUUCCAAGCCAUAGCUUGGGCUAAAGAACAAAUUCAGAAUGUCUGCCAAUGCCAAGGAUGUUCUUAUGUAUUUGAAGAGUAACUUAUUAUUUAAAGUGUUGUGUUUUUGUUUGUAUUUGGGAGCUCUUGCUAGUUGAUGUGUGUGUUUGAGGCCAUAAACCUGUGUCUGCACUGAGCCAGGGAAGUCGCCUGUGGAGGUUUGACAUGCUUGGUUGGCAUAGAGACACAGCCCACCCUGCAGCACCCGUGCUGGCAGGGUCCCGGGUGAGGCCAAAUAGGAAGCCUUUUGUCAUUGAGGGGUCAAGAAGCCUGCUGGUCACGGUGUAGGGACCAAGUGCAGCUGCUGUUGGGUUUGCUGUCAGUCCCGUGGGACAGGGGCGGUGGUAUACAGUAGGCAGGAACCCUAAUUUCCAGAAAACAACUUUUGAUAUUUAAUGGCAUGUGUAGAAAUCAUGCUGUGUAUAAAAUUAGAAGUGCAAAAAUGAACAUCCAGUUACUAGAGAACUGUCCAGAAAAGCUGAACUAAAAUUUCUCUCAGUUCACAUAGGGAGUUCUUUUUCUUUUUAAAGGAAGUAUAAUCUGUAAAUUACUUUAGGCUCGCAGUAUCUGUUGUGCUGCUCAAGUCCCACCCUGGGGGGAGCGCCGCACCAUGUCCAGCCUGGGGAGGGCCUGUGCCUCUGCA